GUGUCUCUUUUGCUGUGCUAUGGUAAUAACUGUCCCUUCCCUCCCCCCUUCCAGCCCAACCUUCCUCCCCAUCUGCUUUCUCCUCCUCUCGUUUGGUUCCAGGCAGGCAGCAGACAGACUGCAUCAUUUUUUGCACAGGCUGCAGCAGCAGCGGGGAGAGAGGGAGCAGGUGGAGAGUUCAGAGACUGCAGUGAAGCUGCCCUCGAGACAUGGCGGAUCAGUGCCUCUGAAUAAGCAAAAAAUCCCCAAGCUGCCUCCCCUCCCAGCCCCCGGUUCGCUGCGCUGCUGCUGACAGGUCAAGGAGAAGGAGAGAAGCGGCCAGAGGACAAAUGGUGCUGCAGCCUUUUCUUUGAUUUCCUCCCCUUCUUCUCCAUGUUACAUCUCUCUUCAGUGCUUCAGUCAGUGUAGCUGCUGUUGCUGCUAGUAGGAGCAUCCAGGGACAGUGCCGUCCAUCCCUCCCUUCCCCCACCCCCACCCCCUCUCCAUCUCUCUGUCCAUCCAUCCAUCCAUCCAUCCAUCCAUCCAUCCACAAGGGCUAUGGCUGCAGAAGAGGUAUUGCAGACAGUGGAUCACUAUAAGACUGAGAUCGAAAGGCUGACUAAGGAGCUCACCGAAACAACCCACGAAAAGAUCCAGGCAGCUGAAUAUGGGCUGGUGGUGCUGGAGGAAAAACUCACCCUGAAGCAGCAAUAUGACGAGCUGGAGGCUGACUAUGAUUGCCUUAAACAGGAGCUGGAGCAGCUGAGAGAGGCAUUUGGACAAUCAUUCUCAAUCCACCGCAAAGUGGCUGAAGAUGGUGAAACACGUGAAGAGACUCUCCUGCAGGAGUCUGCAUCAAAGGAAGCUUAUUACCUAGGGAAGAUCUUGGAGAUGCAAAAUGAGCUGAAACAGAGCAGGGCAGCGGUCACCAAGGUUCAAGCAGAGAAUGAGAGGCUCACUGCUAUCGUCCACGACCUGAAAGAGAAUAACGAAAUGGCAGAGCUGCAGAGAAUACGGAUGAAAGACGAAAUUCGAGAAUACAAAUUCCGAGAGGCAAGACUUCUUCAGGAUUACACAGAGCUUGAAGAAGAAAAUAUCACUUUGCAAAAACUGGUGUCCACACUGAAACAGAACCAAGUUGAAUAUGAAGGUUUAAAGCAUGAGAUUAAACGAUUUGAGGAGGAGACAGUAUUGCUUAAUAGCCAGCUAGAAGAUGCCAUCCGAUUGAAGGAGAUCGCCGAACAUCAGCUGGAGGAAGCCCUGGAGACUUUAAAAAAUGAAAGGGAGCAAAAGAACAAUCUGAGGAAGGAACUCUCCCAGUAUAUCAACCUCAAUGAUAGUAUGUACAGUAAUCACAUUAAUAUAUCGGUAGAUGGAUUAAAGUUUGCAGAGGAUGGGAGCGAACCUAAUAAUGAUGACAAAAUGAAUGGACACAUCCAUGGGCCUCUUGUGAAACUGAAUGGAGAUUACCGGACUCCUGCAGUUAGGAAAGGAGAAUCUCUGCACCCAGUCUCUGAUCUCUUCAGUGAGCUCAACAUAUCAGAAAUGCAGAAAUUGAAGCAGCAACUUGUGCAGGUGGAGAGAGAAAAAGCUAUUCUCCUGGCCAACCUUCAGGAGUCCCAGACGCAGCUAGAACACACAAAGGGAGCCCUGACUGAGCAACACGAGCGGGUCCAUAGGCUCACAGAGCACGUCAACGCCAUGAGGGGACUGCAGAGCAACAAGGAGCUGAAAGUAGAGCUGGACUGUGAGAAGGGCCGAGACUCCGGCGAGGAAACGCAUGACUAUGAAGUAGACAUCAAUGGCCUGGAGAUCCUAGAGUGUAAAUACAAAGUGGCCGUGACAGAAGUGAUCGACCUUAAAGCUGAGAUAAAGGCCUUAAAGGAGAAAUACAAUAAAUGUGUGGAAAACUACACAGAAGACAAGGCGAAGUAUGAGAGCAGGAUCCAGAGGUAUGAUGAGCAGGUGACGAACCUGGAAAAAUCAACUAAGGAAAGCUACGAGAAAAUGGUUCACAUAGAAAAAGAGUUGCAAAGGAUGACGAGCGUAGCAAAUGAAAACCAUAAUACCCUCAACACAGCCCAGGAUGAGCUGGUGACAUUUAGUGAGGAGCUGGCUCAGCUCUAUCACCAUGUAUGUUUGUGUAAUAAUGAAACUCCCAAUAGGGUCAUGUUGGACUAUUACAGGCAAAGUAGAGUCACUCGUAGUGGGAGCCUGAAGGGACCUGAUGAUCCUAGGGGGCUCCUGUCUCCACGGCUCACCAGAAGAGGAACGGCAUCCCCGGUAGAAGCCAGGACCCCAACUGAGCAUGUUUCGAAAGAGAGCAUAGAGGCUGGCAAAGAACAAAGUCCAACCAAGACACCUACGAUUUCUCCUGUCAUCACGGCCCCUCCUUCCUCUCCCGUCUCUGACACCAGUGACAUACGUAAAGAACCAAUGAAUAUCUACAACCUAAAUGCAAUAAUACGGGACCAAAUCAAGCACCUGCAGAAGGCUGUAGAUCGGUCACUGCAGCUGUCACGCCAGCGUGCUGCAGCACGUGAACUAGUGCCCAUGAUUGAUAAGGACAAGGAGGCCUUAAUGGAAGAGAUACUGAAACUGAAGUCCCUGCUGAGUACAAAACGGGAGCAGAUAGCAACCCUGAGGGCAGUGUUGAAAGCCAACAAACAGACGGCUGAAGUGGCACUGGCCAAUCUGAAGAAUAAAUAUGAGAAUGAAAAAUCAAUGGUGACUGAAACCAUGACCAAACUGCGAAAUGAGUUAAAGGCUUUGAAAGAAGAUGCAGCAACCUUCUCAUCCUUGAGAGCAAUGUUUGCAACCAGGUGUGAUGAGUACGUCACACAGUUGGACGAGAUGCAAAGGCAGUUGGCAGCUGCAGAGGAUGAGAAGAAGACCUUAAACUCUCUAUUGCGGAUGGCUAUCCAGCAAAAACUUGCCCUCACCCAGCGACUGGAGGAUUUAGAGUUCGAUCAUGAGCAGUCCCGACGCAGCAAAGGCAAGCUUGGAAAGAGCAAGGACAGCCGCUCUAAAGUAAGUGAGGAAGCAUCAGCCACCGUGCCAACCAUAGACACUUUCCUCCUGCAUAGUCAGGGCCCACAGCAACCAAACUUACUGGUCAGCAGUGGCACUCAGAGGAAAAGACUAUUCUCACCUUCCCCUUGUGAUCAGAGCCAUCCCAGGACUUCAGGGACCUACCUACAGAAUAUAUUAAGAGCCCCCCUUGAUCCCACCUCCACAGAAUCAUUUCUUCUGAGGGGCCCCCCUUCCAUGAGUGAACUCAUCCAUGAGUACCGUCUCAGCAAGGAAAAAAGGUUAACCGUGGCCAUACCAGAUUAUCAGCAGCCUACUGCCUCCAUACCACUACGCGGCUCACAACUAGCCAGGGGGCCAGACUGCCAGACUGUCAGUCCUAAUGUAGCCCUUCCAGAAGAGCAGCCACAUUCCAGCUCUCAGUGUGCCCCUCUCAACUGUCUCUCCAAGCCUCCUCCUUAUCCCUAAUUUUCAGAUGCAACAUAAGAGAAAAAACAAACAAACAAACGAGUGGAGCACACACGACAAAGGUAUAAGUUGCUCCCAAGAAUCCAGUAGACAAUCCUGCCUUGUUGCUGCGUUGACAACUCUGGAUUCAUAUCCAAUGUUUUGGCAACCGAGUGUUGGUUGAGAAGAAGAACACAAAGCACAGAGCCCUGCCUGUCAAGAAGACUUUCUAUGGUUCCUCUAAUUAUAUUCAAACUUUGCUAUCACACCUGAAGUUUAGUGAAAUUUAACAAAGUGACAAAAUGUUCCUCCCAGCUGCUUGGCUUUACUCUGAAAUAUUGAGUGACUUAAGCCAAUAUUUUAAAAAAAUAUGUUACAAAAUCCUAUUUUCACAUUCUCCACGUUCAGCCAUAUGAACCAGUUCAGAUUUUCUUUUCUGUCAUUAAGGGUGUGAUAUUUAUUUUUACUUUAUUUGCACCAUAAUUUUGUGUUUAUAAAAUGUGGUUCUUGUUUUUGGGAUUUUUUGUUUUGUUUUGUUUCUCCUUUUGGUGAGAGUUGUAUUUAAUUCAUUUUAUUUUUAAAAGACAACCAGAAAUAACUUAAGUUAAGAAUGGUUGAGUUAGUAUUUAAAAAAAAAUGAUGAUUGUUAUCUUGGCCAGAGAGUAUGGCCUAUUUUUUUUAUUGCACAAAAACAUUGAAAAUGGGGUGAAUUGGAAUGUUAACAGUGACUUUGUAUUUUGCUGCUGCACUGAUAUUGUUUAUGCACUUGUUUUCUAAUUUCUAUUACACUAGCUGCUGGUUUUGUUCUAGGUCUUCACUGGAAGCUAAUUAUUAAACCUAAGAAGGAGAUUAAAGAAUGAUGCUUUGAUUUUCAUUCAGUUAUUUGCAUUUUAAGUAUAUUUUUGCAUUUCAGACAAGUAGAUAAAUUGGUGCUUUUUCUGGGGAGGGGUGGGGAGGGUUCUGUUUGGUAUCUGAGAAAGAAAAGCGAAAACAACGUGAAGUAAAAUGUUGUGUAUUGAUUAAAAUCUUCAGUUUUUUUCUCCUGCUCCCAAAUUGAGGGUACUAGUUUGAGGCCUUACCAGUGAAAGGAUAAAGAGUAAGAAUGGUGAGGUUAUAUACAUUUAGCGUGAGAUUUUCUAUGGUGAAAUACCUCAUGCAUGUAGGCUUAAUGGCUUGGAUUGAAACUGGCAGGAUUUUACUGUAGUGCAUUUUUUCCCUUGCCAAAUAUUAACAAAUACAGAACCUUAGCUCAUUGUCAGUUUAUGACAAAUACUCAGGUGACCUAUGGUGCACAGCGUUCCUAGUUAAAGAUUCUCUCCUCUAAACGCUGAAUAAAGCUGUGUUGCAGAGUAGUGGAUUUUCAUAGCAAAAUGAAGGAUAGCUGAAUUUAUUUUGCACAGAAUCUGACAGCAAGGCAAGUAGCUAAAUAAGCUGUGGUGUCUUAGCACCUUUGGGCUUCUUAUCUGAUCAUCAAGAUGGAAAAAUACAAGUACUGCCCAUUCCUUGCUAAUUAGCACACUCCUUGCUCUUGGUCAGUGGCCUUAAUUUAUUUAAAGAAGACAGGUGUUGAUAUUUCCAUGUUUCUGUCUGUUCCUUCUCUGCGGUGUUAAUAUGAUCCACAAGAUGGAAAUACAAAUACAGCUUACUAUUUGCAGCAAUUAAAAAAGAAAAAUUGUUGCAUAUAUAGUUGGAAUAAUUCAAUAUAACUGAAUCUGAGGAAAUGAACACAGUCCUCCAAUACUAACAAUGCUUACCAAAUGUAAUAACGUACAGUACGUAAGUGGAGGAAAGAAUCAGUGGCCAAUCAGUGUGCCUAACAAUCAUUACCAUAGUACCAGUAAUGAAGGUGCUGUAAAUAGAAGUAUUCUAAUGUAAUCAACAAUGUACACUAUAUAACCUUGUCAGAGCCAUUGAGCUAAUAUAACAAAACGUGUAGAAUCGGAGGUGGAGAAAAAUAGAAACAAAUUCAUGUAAAAGUCUGAUCAUACCAACCUAACAACUCUUUGCACUGUUUCUAUAUACGUUUCCAAGAUGUUCACAUGAUCCUUCUUGUACUGCAUUCACAUAACUAUUUAGUGCCAUACUUAACCUACUCUUCUAACAGAAAAGUCAGAUAAAACUUGUUUAGCAUUAUCAUGCUGUUUGGCACUAAGAUUAGCUGCUAUGUAGAUUUUUAUUAAAGAACUGUUUUGUCUGGGCAAAUGUUGCCUUUAAAAAGCACCUCAGAACACCUGACGAUGUUAGAUCAGUGUAUUAUUAUUCCUCAGUGGUAGCAUCUGUGUCCAACAAAGAUAGCUACUGCAUAUCAGUUAAGUGAGAAAAGAAUUAGCAUUGCCACAUUGUAUACAGUUGCUGUAAACUGUAUUAGAAUAUUAUCUCCUCUUUUCAUAUCCAAACAUCUGUUGAAACUACAAAGAAUAUUUCUUCUCCCUAAUUUAAAAACAAAUUUAAAAAAAUCCUAUAUGUUUUAGUUUCUUUUUAUAUAGAUAUGAAUCUGUGGAGAAAAUACUUGUUUUGAAAUAUUCAUUCAAUAGUAUAUUCAUUUUUAAUUGUGAUUUGCAAAGUAAAAUUAACAACUCUGAAAUACUGUAAUGGUAUGCCUGUUUGGAUCAAGAGUUAUAGAAGGGUGUUCCAUGGAUUAGAAAUUUUGAUCAUGUUUUACAGAAAUAAGUGGGUUUUUUUAAAGUUUUGAUUCUCUUGUAAUGCUUUAAUUUAAUUCCUAAUCAAUUUAUAAUUUUUUAAAUACAAUAAAGCAAGAAUACGUGCUUGAAAUUUAAGAGAUCUAGGAAAGAACCAACUUAAAUGUAAAAAUGACUGUGGUUAUUGCAUUGUAAGAAAUAAAGCUUUGUAGGCCCCAGAGCAGUCUUGCCUCUUUUGUCAGUUCACUGGGGAAAAAAAAGUAUCUUAAACUUCAGAAAACAUAAAGCCUUCUUGGUUAGAUAGUAAUUAGUGAUGUAAAGUUUUACCAAAUGUCUGGUAGGAAUUGUUUCUGAACACACAAAAUCCAACUUGUUUUUAAUGUUGGCAAAAUGUUCUAUGUAGCAAUUUUUAAAAAUCAUUCCUAACACAUUGCCAUCUAUCCUGAUUUUAAAAUGAAGGGGAAAAAAGAAUACAUAUAUUCUUAGAGGCUGGGUAUACUUAGAAAUGCUGAUGUGUAUCCCCCACAGCAAAGAAAUGCCUUUCAAAAGCUUGUCCAGACUUUCAUGUUUGAAAUGCAGCUAUUGUUCAUAAAGAGGGCCUUGGAGUCUUUGGUUGUCAGGUAGCCUAUAAAUGCAUGACCAUUUUGUCCUUUUUUCUGACCUUGGGAGAGUUGUUUCCUGGUAGAAACAAAUGAUCCAUGUCUGAACAGCCAGUUACUGUAAAUUUGUGGAAGGAAAACAAAAUAAACCGUGUAAAUCAAAUUAAAAUAUAAGGUGAGAAGAAAGUGAAUUAAUAGAAAAUUGUAAAACAGGGGAGUGGAGAAGAAUAUAUUUUCUACCAGCGUCAGAAGGUAACUUUGAGACUUUUAUAGAAAGAGAAAAUAUAGAUAAUUUCCCAUCUCAAAUCAUGUAAGAGUCUUUGCCUUCUAGAUAGAGGCAGCAGAGAGAUCCUUUUUAAUUGAUCUCUGACAGGUUGGCAUCUCCAUGCUUAUUCAACCCAAGUAGAAUUAAUGUAAUUAUAGCUAUACAGUAGAAUUAGUAGACUGAAACUGUUUAUUAUUAAGAUAAGGUGGAGAGUUUUAAUGCCAAGAUUAUGCUUCAGUUUUUUUCCUGUUUAAAAAUAUGGAGUGGUUUUAACCAUUUGCCAUACAUAUCUGUAAGCAAAAGGAGGCGGAUGUUUUAAAAGAUGAUAAAGACAUCGCCAAUGAAGGCUCCUAACCUGAAAUCAUAUUAGUAUCAGUGUUUACGUAAAGCAGCUAGUUACAUGGGGAGAAAUCCUGCUUACAGUGGAUACAAUGCAAGCAGAACUGGGCCCAUAUAAUGCUAGCUACUUUAGAACUUCACCUUGCAUCACUGGAGGAAUUUUGCCAUCAAUUUCAGUAGAAAUGGACCGAGUGCAUAAUGAGGUUAUAGAUUACACAAGCUCUUCAGAGGUCUGUUCUCUUUCUCAAGUGAUAGAUGUACAUCUGUUGGAGUUGCAGUAAAUUUGUUUCUUUCUGUACUAAAGAAGUCUUUAUUUGAAAAUGGCAGGCACUGAUGUUUUACAUUUGAAGCAUGAUCAUUGCUAUAUUUACCUCUUUAAAAAUAAUAGCCAUCAAUUUACUUCAGUUUUUCUCCUGCUGUACAUGCAGUAUGUCUUAAGGAGAUAUACAGUAUUCAGAACUUUUUUCACCAUUGAUGAAUGGUUUUUUUUUUUUAAUUUUUAAAUAUUCUGUGAAAAAGAAAUACACAAAAAAGCAAGUAAUUGCCUUUAGCCUUAAGGCACAAAUGCACCUAAAUAUGCAAUAUAAAGUUUGUGCAUGAGAUUCUUUAAAUCAUGUAGCCUUUUCCUUAAGCAUGAUGAUGAAGCUAGAGAAUUCUUAUUUCUUGUAUGAUUCCCUUACUCCCCGUGUCAGAAAUGCAAGAGGGAUGUUACACAGAGUCUGUACCUUACAUCAUAAGUACGGCUUAAAUCCUCCUUGCAUUUUAAUUUCUUUCCUGUGGAGUUAUUGAAAAUGCCCCUCUAUUAAAUUUAAAGUCAACAAAGUGACAAACUGACAUAAGAUAAUUCCCAUAUUCUAUAAAUGUAGUUAAUUUGUUGUCAGACUCUGGGUGAUAGAGCCUUGGGUUUCAAUUACUGUCUUUAUAUGGAGGUGUUUGUUCUGCUCAUCAUUAUUAUGCUGUAAUAGAAACAGUGGAGAUUAUUGUAUGGUUUUUCUCAGCAUUAGUAAACAUGGUUAAACAAAUGUUUUUUUAUUAAAACUUGUGUUUGAUUUAAAAGGUGUGCUGGAGAUUAAUGAACAAAAGAGGCUGACACAAAUGAACUGGCUUGCUAGCUGGUUCAUUUAAUCAGCUGUGAAGAAGAAAUAAGAAAAAUCUAGCUUUUAAAAUGGUUACUAUUAUUGUUAUUAAUUAUUAUUAUUUAUUUGUUUGUUUAUUAUUCACAGGUAUGGCUUUGUGCACCAUGCCAGUGGGUAAAUUAAGUGCAUCUCAUUAAUUAUUGCCCUACUAAUCUCAAGCCCUAUGGUUUGACUGUUAAAGGGUUAAUUAACUUGAUCCUUUGUAAAAAAAAAUGUAAAAAACAAAUAAAUCUGAUGUUUGUGACUUUUGUAAUCUACUGAACAUUUCCAUUUGCAUGAUGAUCUGUAUCUAACAAACCAUACCAAUUGCUGUGUUAAUUUCCAAAUAGUUUUAACAUUGGUGAUGUUUGUGACAAACACAAAUUUGUGUACUGUAUGUUUACUGCUAUUAUGACUUGGCUACUCCUAUGUUGAAUUGAAAUUAUGUUGUAAUGCCUUCCUGGGCUUAAAUGAUGGAGUGUUUCUGGAUGAUGAAGAAUACAAAAGUAUAUGUGCUCAUUGACUAAAAUAUUGAACAUGAGAAACUCUUCUUGUUGCUACCUUUUGUUUAAAAGCAAAAAAUGUUGAAUAAUUCUUGGUUCCAAAAAUGCAUCAUUUGUAUUUCAAGUUAACAUAAUCCCCAUGUUAACCCUUCCCUGCCAUGUUUCUUAUGCCUAUAGAUAAUCCUGGGUGAAUGCCUUGUGAGGGAUUCAUAAAGUAUGUGCUUGUACAUGUGUAGUAUGAUCACGCAGUCAAAUGGUUGAGAAAAACAAUCCAGUGCUAACGAAAUCAAUUAAAAGAAGCCAAUAUACAUAUAAUUAUGUUCCAAUUAAAAUUACAGUGUAAUGUAUUACUGUCCCAGUAAAUAAACUGGCCAUUUUUUGUUCAUUUAA
This is a messenger RNA of Trachemys scripta elegans, 9306 nucleotides long. It is a transcript of the gene BICD1, whose product is annotated as BICD cargo adaptor 1. The transcript has 10 exons. Bases 538 to 3477 code for a protein of 979 amino acids. Lineage: Eukaryota; Metazoa; Chordata; Testudines; Emydidae. Gene Ontology annotation, biological process: positive regulation of receptor-mediated endocytosis; protein localization to organelle; microtubule anchoring at microtubule organizing center. Gene Ontology annotation, cellular component: cytosol; Golgi apparatus. The record is from RefSeq and is a predicted model, not a curated record. Gene Ontology annotation, molecular function: dynein complex binding; dynein intermediate chain binding; cytoskeletal adaptor activity.